Molecule: messenger RNA, 699 nt
Organism: Rodentolepis nana
Lineage: Eukaryota; Metazoa; Platyhelminthes; Cestoda; Cyclophyllidea; Hymenolepididae
Source: the annotation of a GenBank genome assembly
AUGCCCGGUGAUAGCAAAACUCUAAAACUAAGGGAGAUGUUUCGCUUCCGAUCAUCUCAACGGCAUAGAGAAUUACGCAUUCGGCAUUCAGGAAGUUCCGAUCAAACCAUGAAGACGAAGAGUACCGCAGCUCUGAAUACUGCUCCUGCUAAUGUUCCCCAACCGGUUCCCAUUGUACGCGUUCAAUGCGAUCCAUCUUUUGAAGAUGAAGAAGAAUAUGAAAGAGAAUUAUAUCGAGUUCGAAGCUUCAAAAGAACUUCGAAAGGACUUAUUAGUUUGGGUGACAGUUUCCGGUCACGGAGUACAACCAACUGUAGCCGUGGGUAUAACCUGCCACGAACCUCAGCAAUUUCUGCCAAAGUCUCACUUUGCCGCAGCAAAAAGAACUCUGAAUGCUAUUCGGAAAUUUCUGGAAGAAAAGAACGGCAUUCAACCGCCUGUGGUGAAACACCAACUGCAGCAUUGGUGGACGAGCAAUUUGUUGUCAAUCACUCUCCUGCAGCCCUCAUUCCAUCCUCUACGAAUAGUCUCACAAAUAUCGCCGUCCCUGUUAAAGUGCAAAUAUUAGGCGGACCAACAGUUGGCAAAACAAUGUUGUGUCGACAAUUUCUCACUGCCGAAUUCAUGGGUGAUAAAACAGAAUCAUGUGAGUCUCACUGUUGCUGUCUGUUGGACACGAACAUAUAUAUAUAUAUAUAA